This is a messenger RNA of Liolophura sinensis, 8591 nucleotides long. RefSeq names its product kinase D-interacting substrate of 220 kDa-like. The transcript has 24 exons. The record is from RefSeq and is a predicted model, not a curated record. Bases 663 to 5552 code for a protein of 1629 amino acids. NCBI's taxonomy places the organism in Eukaryota, Metazoa, Mollusca, Polyplacophora, Chitonida, Chitonidae. Gene Ontology annotation, molecular function: protein kinase regulator activity; PDZ domain binding.
AUUUGUGUGGAGAACCGGAAGUCAGUGGAAGGGUUCGCUGACGCUUCCGGUUCAAAUGACAGUUGUCAAGAAAUCCGUUCGCGGUGAGUAGAAAUUAACCAAAAUCAGAGUCAAAUUAAGAUGUGAAGACUGGACCUCUGUAAACAGAAUACCACAUUGGAUAGCACAUUCACUGUAGGCUUCCAGUGACAUGGAUGCAGUUAUCUGACAGGAGCAACACAAGAAACUAAAAUAAAUUUAAAGGCUGGCCAAAUCUUGAUAAGCGAAAUCUGGACUCUGAGUAGAGAUACUUGGGAUUAGUAAAACAGCUGAUCUGCGUGUCAAAUAUGAUGUCACAGUAUGCUGCGAUGUGAACAAUUAGGCUGAUAUGCUGAGCAUUGCCUUCCCUGACCCAAACAAUAAAAGAUGACAGAUGCGGCGGGAAUGAACAGUACAGAGUUUGCCAGCAUUUCAGGAAGCUGACCUGCAUUUAUCUGUUGAUAUGACAGAAGCCCUUCCACAUGGACGGUUAAUGUUACAGCAAAUAUCAUACCUUACAGCAGUUUGAUAGUGUGCAGCAGUGAAUCAGUCAGCACACAAGUGGACUACUUUUCUGGAUUAACGUGGGAUCCAGAUUGGUGCUGUAAUCUGAGGUAGUGGGGUGCCCCUAACUCACAGCAGACAUGACGGCGAUCAGCUUCAGGGGCCAGUUGCUGUGGGAGAACAUCAAGCGGGGCGAUUUAGCGGCCGUGGUCAAUCUGUUAGAGAGCGGGGGCAUAAACCUGGAGGAAAAAGAUGAGAAUGGCCAGACGUUUCUCAUGCUGGCUUGCGAACGGGGAGAGUUGUCCAUCGUCAGAGAGCUUCUGGAGAAUGAUGUAGAUGUCAAUGCUGUGGAUAAUGAAAGCUGGAGUGCUCUGCUGUGUGCAGCCAGAGAGGGGCACCUGGAGAUAGUGAUAGAGCUGCUGGAGAGAGAUGCAGUGCUGGAACACAGAGACAUGUGUAACUGGACAGCAUUGAUGUGGGCGUGUUACAAAGGGAAGGUAACUGUGGUACAGGAGCUGCUGGACAGAGGAGCAAACCCUAAUGUUAAAGCUGAUCACAACAUGACAUGUUUGUCAUGGGCAGCAGGCCGAGGCUACACAGAGAUUGUGUCCAUGCUGCUACAGAAGGGGGCAAAGAUCAACUCGCCAGACAAGUACGGGACGACGCCCCUGAUCUGGGCCAGCAGGAAGGGUUACCUGGAAAUUGUCAGGAUGUUACUACAGGAAGGCACCAACGUGGAUGUUGCCGGCAUGAAUUCCUGGACAGCAUUGCUGGCAGCUACCAGUGGUGGUUAUGCAGAAGUUGUUGGAGAAAUCUUGGAGAAAAAUGCCAAUGCUAAUGCUCUAGAUAAGGAUGGGUUUACUGCUCUGACGAUUGCGGCCAAGGAAGGUUACACAGAGAUCGCUCAGGACCUGCUGUCACAUGGAGCCUACGUCAACCUCAAGGACAGGGAUGGGGACUCCAUACUGAUCCAUGCUGUGAAGGGAGGGCACAUUGAAGUGGUUCAGUCAUUGCUCAAUAAAUAUGCAGAUGUGGACAUCCAGGGCUCUGAAGGAAAAAGCGCCCUCUAUUGGGCUGUGGAGAAGGGCCACAAUGACAUUGUUCGUAUUUUGCUCAACAAUGAUGCUGAUACAGAAUUGGCAACCAAGGAUAAUGACACGGCCUUGCUUCGAGCUGUGAAAUCUCGUAAUGAGGAAUGUGUGAGGUUACUCCUGGAGAAAAACGCCAAGGUGUCAACUGUUGAUAAGAGAGGUGACACGCCUUUACACAUCUCCCUGAGGGCGCGCAGCAAGCGUAUCACAGAACUGUUACUGAGGAACCCUAAGAACAGCCGCCUCCUCUACAGACACAACAAAUCCGGCGAGACUCCAUACAGUAUAGAUGCUUACUAUCAGAAGGGAAUUCUCACUCAGAUCUUUGGACAUCGUAACCUCAAUGCUAAUGAUGGGGAGAACUUACUGGGCUAUGAGAUCUACAGCAGCGCCCUGGCCGAUAUUCUUAGUGAGCCCUCCCUGAACACCCCUAUCACCGUAGGGCUGUAUGCCAAGUGGGGCAGCGGCAAGUCCUUCUUGCUGGGCAAACUCCAGGACGAGAUGAAGUCCUUCACCCAGCAGUACGUCCAGGGCCAGUUCGAGUUCACCAAGGUCAUUUUCUUUGUGUUCUUCCUGCUGAACUCUGUCGUCGGUUUGGCAUUGGGUCUCUCCACCCUCUGGAGCGUGGGACUGGGAGUGGGGCUGGGCCUCUUUAUCCCAGAGUAUGGAUUCCUAGCCUUCAUCUACGUGGCCAGUCAGAGGUAUGACAUAGAGUUUGCUGUAAGGAUCAGUUGUGUGUUGCGUCGGAAGAUGGACACACUAACCCUCCUGCUAAAGCUGCUGUUUUGUGCUCCACAUAAGCAAAACAAGAUCGAUGUACCAAGAGUAAGGUUUCUGUUCUCUGACUACACAAGAAUCACCAGUGUUGGAGGUGAGAAGGCUCUAGCUGUGAUGAUCGGAACGCUGUGUGACGCCGUGGAGCAGGAACUCGGCCCGCUCGUGGCUCGUCUCUACAGGAUAUUCAAACCUCAGCCAAAUGCCUCUUCUACGGGAGGAUUCAAGUCUAUAUGCUGCAUCCCCUACUUCUUCCUGGUCAUCUGUGUGGGCCUGUGCCUUGUCACAGGUGUGGUCUUACUGGUCAGGUUUAACAUUAACAACGGCUCCGUGAACCCUGUCCUCAUCACACUGGCGUGUAUUGUGGGACUAGCCAUCAUGGGCAAUCUCUACACCUGGGCACAAGCUAUUGCCUCCUUGUACAUCUCACAGAAAACCAGGGUGCUGGCUGCUGCUGACCACUUGGACACUCUCAAGGUGGACGGCUUUAUGCAGAGGCUGAAGCAGGAGGUGGACCUGAUGUCUGAGAUGGUCACUAACAUGGAUAUGUUUACGGGGAAUGAGACGCGCCUGGUAGUGGUGGUGGACGGACUGGACAGCUGCGAGCAGGACCGCAUCCUCCAGUUUCUUGACACGGUCAAAACGCUCUUCUCAGAUGCAGACUCGGCCUUCAUCACCAUCCUAGCUGUCGACCCUCACAUCAUCAUCAGGGGAAUUGAGCAGAACCUGCGUACGGCAUAUCACGACGCCAACAUCCAUGGCUACGACUACCUGAGGAACAUCGUGCACCUGCCGUUCUAUCUGCAGAGUCAGGGAGUGCGUGUGCAGCAGGAGGACUACAUGGUGCGCGCAUCUAACAGCGCGUCUACGGAAACAGGAUUUGCUGAUUUUCCCCUACCAUUUUUAGCGUUUCUACAACAUCAAGAAUCUGUGAUGUCCAGCUUGUCCCUGGCUGAACAUAAACACAAAAAACCUGUGAAUGGACGGAAGAAGAACAACAGACUUAACAGUUCCACCUGGCACACCUCGUCCUUUGAUCUCUCUAAAACUCUUAUUAAGAACGACUACUUCAGUGACAUCAAUCCACGCAGCAUGAGGCGGCUGAUGAACAUUGUGGCUGUCACAGGUCGGCUGCUCAGAGCCUAUAACAUUGAGUUCAGCUGGUAUCGUCUGGCUGCCUGGAUCAACUUGAUAGAGCAGUGGCCAUAUCGAGUAUCAUGGAUUAUCCUGUACUGGGAGGAGCAAGAGGGCAUGGAGGAUAAUAGCACCCUCCGUAACAUCUAUGAUAAGAUUGUUGACAAAAUUCCAAAUUCUAAAGAAGUUGAACCUCUUCUUGAGAUUGAUAGAAAUGUGAGAAAAUUGGAGACAUUUCUGACGAGUCAUUCAACAACAUCUGCCACUCUUAGCGUCGGAGAUUUGAAAAAAUUCUUACCAUGUACCAUUAACCUGGACCCGUACCUGAGGAAGCUUAUCAGAGACCUCCAGCAGAAUGUUGAUGUGAACAGAGCUGACUAUUCCUUCAUGGGUUUCCCUGGGACGGGCCCUAGUAGGGCACAGGGUGGGUCCAAACAGACAGAGGGAGCCCCAGGGUAUGGGCGCCUGGGCAGUCUGAACAGAUCAAACUUCUCUCCCAGGGACACCCCAACCCGAGGCCCUGUGUACGGAGGGCGGGGACCGGCCAUGUUGCACCAGGGGAUGGGGUAUGGGGCUCAGCACAUGAUGCCAUCGGCCAUGACACACCCGUACUACAUGAACAUGGUGCCGCCUCAUCAUCAUCAUCAUCCUGUACCCUCCCCUCAGACCACGCCCCCACCUCAGGCUGUCCUCCAACAGCUCCAUAGUAACAUUGGGACGGAGAAGCUGAGUCACCUGUCUCCGCAUGGUGUCUGUAACCUGCUGUCGCGUCUGGAGCGCAUUGACAGACAGCACCUGGCCGAGUACCAGAGCCGUGUCCUCGCCAACAACAUCACUGGUAUUGUCCUGCUCACCUGUGAGAUGGACGAGCUGAAGCAGGUGAUGCAGAUGACGUUUGGGGACUGGCAGCUGCUACGCCUGGUUAUCCUGUCUCUGCGAGAGAGAGAAGCGCAGGGCAGCCAGGAGACGGAUGGUUCCAGCGGCAGCCAGCGCGAUGCUUACCUGGCCUCCAGCUUCGACACCCUGGACGGUGAGGAUUACAAGCUGAGCACUUUCACUAACAGUCAGCACGACAUGGGUGGUGGAUGCCCCCUGGAGGCACCACUCCCUCGUUAUGCAGACAGUGGCAGUAUACAGCUGGCUGUUGUUCCUUCUCUGUCAGAACCUGCCACCCAGGCGCUCCCUAUCACCAAGGAGACAGUUGUGGAGAGCAGAUCUGCACCGCACGUUACACUGUCUAGCACCAAUAUCCUCCAAAAACCCAAACCCAAGAUACGCCGCAACAACAGUAUCGUGGAGCAGGUGAAGUAUGAGAGCGAGCUGUUGCGCGGCGUUUAUGCAGGGUUUGAGGAGGAGAAUGAGAGUGAGGAGGAGGAUGAGGAGGACAGUGCAAAGGAAUCUGAGAAAGGUUCUCUGGUACAGCCACAUUCGAGUGCAAAGCCCCGCCUGGAAAAGACACCUUCAGUGAGGUUUUUUGUAGAAAAUGAGUCUGCCGCUGCCGUUGCACCCGCUGACCAGAACUCGUUUUCUGAUUCCUCUUCACAGAUUGAGAUGGCUGCUCUGCCAUCAGAGGGCACGGGCACAGAGCGAGCAGAGGAAGACAGGACUGCUUCAGACAGUGAGCCUCUGCUCAAACUCUCAUCAUCGGAGGACUUAACGAGCUCUUCCAAAAGCAGUCACAAAAAAGAUGCUAAGUCAAAGUUUGGGCUUGUUUUUAUGAAGGAGAAGUUGAUGGGUGAAGGCAAGCGGCCAUUUGACUUGUCGUCUGAGGAGGAGGAUGUGUAUGGCUCCAUGGGAGCAGUGCCUACCCGAUCCCCCCCACAACUAGACACGCCCUCAGUGGACUCUCCAGGACAGGGGCCGCUACAGAUGCAACACACUUCACCAGGGGUGGAGAACAGGUUGUCCUGUACUUCGUUCGAUCAGGGUGCAGCUGCUGACACUGUUGUGUGGCAACCCAGAACCUCACCAGUGGAAACAUCCAGGAAAUCAACCAGCAGCACUUCUGAGGAGAAGAAAACUGUUGUGUGAUGUAGCUGGAAACUCUCACUGAAGCAUGUUUGCCAGUAUGGGAGUAUUGUCUACAGAGCAAAAGUAACUGAGAGCACAAGGUGAAAAGUGACAACAUGUGAGAGGGUUCACCCCCAGUCGGUCGGAAACACUCUGUCACCUGUCAUGGUUGGUUGCCUGGAUAUCGCUUUCUGCCUGCAUCAUGACUGGGUUUUAACCUCCACACACUUGUAGUUAACCUCCACACAUAUGUAGUUAACCUCCACACAUAUGUAGUUAACCUCCACACAUAUGUGGUUUACUACGCACACUAUCAGAUGCUGUUACUACUGUAGUUACAACUACUCUGAGUAAUUUUGAGACUGUGGGGAUCAUGCUUGGGAUUUGAUGUAGCUAGGAAAUACUGCAACAAACAAAACAGAUGGAAAAAACAGUCGGUUAUGAGGAUCUUAAACAGUGUCAGUAUAUGCGACUUUGGUUACUGUUGUAAUGUUUCCUGUACACUCCUCAGUACUUCCUAGGCUGUACUUACAUAAAUAGUGUCAGUAUAUGCGAUGACUUUGGUUACUGUUGUAAUGUUUCCUGUACACUCCUCGGCACUUCCUAGGCUGUACUCACAUAAUAGUGUCAGUAUAUGCGAUGACUUUGGUUACUGUUGUAAUGUUUCCUGUACACUCCUCAGCACUUCCUAGGCUGUACUCGCAUAAUAGAAGAUAUGACUUAUGUCAUUAGUCUCCACUUCUGAGGUGAAAGGAAAACUGUAGUGUGAGAAAAUCUAAAUGGUAGUAAUUCUUGAUGACAUGGUAUUUAUAAAAUUCUGACGCGAAUUGACAGAUUUGGGUGUCUAAACCUUGCCGUUUAACUUUGCACACCUCUACCAAUCCUGUAUGACAUUCGCAUGUAUCUGAACUGUUUCUUGUUCAGAUAUGUUUGAAAUGUUCUCCCCAGACAGAGGUUGCAUACAUGUUGUUAUCAUGACAGAUUCUGACACCAUAUGCUCUCAUAUGUAUGUACGUGUGUAAGGAAUUUCAACUGUUACCUCUUUGUCUGUGAUUUUCCAUUGUCUCCAGUAAGAGUACAGGUCAUUGAAGGACUAAGUUUGUAAUGUAUGGCUGACUUGAUGGCUUUGAUGAAUGUAUGGGAGGGACACGUGGUAUUCUGUGCACAUACUUCUCCCCGUCAUUGGCAUUAUGUGAUAAAUUGACCUGUGUUCAGAUAAUAUAACAUAUAUGUAGUCAGGAAACCAUUGUGGUUGAAGUCAUCUUGUGUUUGUAGAAUAUAGGGUGGAUGGAUAUGUUCAGUGAUGUUCUGUUUUAUAUAAGGUUUUGGAGCAAAGUUUUCCCAGCCAGUCAGAUCACCCCUGGAGUAAUACAGACUGCCUCACUAUCAGAUUGAUGCUGAGUUAACUUCUCUCACCUCUUCCACCUAAUAUAUGCUUAUAGUUAAAAGUACAGGAAGUGGGAUGAAAAGUAUAACAUGACAGGUGGUAUUCUCUGGUUUACAACUACAUGUACACUGGUGUGAGGUGAUUAGGUGUAGAACUCCGAAGAGAUCUGAUGUGAUGUGUUACGUGAUAGUGUAUUGUACAAGGAGUCAUUUCUGUCGUGUAAACUGAAAGAGUCCCAGUGAAUGGAACAUGGACCCUGAUCACUGUGCACCAGAUAGGCCACGUUAUGUGAUAUGAUAUUAAAAGGCUGUGGUGGAUCUGUGGCAGGAGAGAGAUAUAGACACAUGCUACAAGGUGAUUGAGGGGUAAAAGGAUUAGGCGAUUAUGUUUGAAUGACAAAUUGUAUUUAGUUUUUGAUGUAUGUUAAAAGCAAACCAAAAAAAUAGUUUUGUGAUCAAUAAAAGUAUACUAUACAUACGUAUUAGGUAAAGGCGAUUUUCAGAAGCCAUUUUUACAUAGACACAAGCAUUCCCUACUUCAGAAGUUUACCUAUGUAAGAUAGUAUGCUGUAAUUCUUCAAACUUUUUGCAUUUUUGGAAGGUUUUUAUUCAAGCAUAUUCUUAAGGCUUUAUUCUGUGUAGACUAAUAAGAUUAUAGUUUUUGUGAAGCCCUGAAAUUGGCCAAUCCAACAAAUGUAGUUUUGUUUCCAAAAUCUGAUUAUAAAUGUGGAUAGAUUGCACUGAAAGUUGCUCGUUCACAUGUGAAACGGUUGAGGAGUUAGUGUGCUUAUAUAUGCGGAAUAGAUUGACCAGGUUGCGACUGGGUCAAAAUCUUCAUUACCAUACAGUACAAAAUAGUAACUUUAGAAGAGAAAAAGUAUUCAGUUUUAGUAAUGCAAACGGUGUGAUACAUUGCGAAAUCAAAAUAAAACAAGAACAUAUUUGUUUGUGCAGCAAUUAUGUAUGUCAUUGAUGAUGUGAUGUGUAAAUAUGUAAAUAUUGGAGGUGUGGAUGAGCACAGGUUUAGUGUGGGUGUACUUUACACUGUUGUAACAGACCAUAUUGUACGAGUACUACACAGGUAAUUGUGAAAUGUGUUAUAAUUAAUUGAGAUAAAUUUUCAGUUGGUGCUUAUACAUGUAGUUAUUUUAUGUUCAUGUAUUUGAGUGUUGUUCUGGUUAUUAGAGUAAAGCUACACACUACAUGUCAGUGGCUGUUGUUCUGGUUAUUAGAGUAAAGCUACACACUACAUGUCAGUGGCUGCUGUUCUGGUUAUUAGAGUGGAGCUACAUACUACAUGUCAGUGGCUGCUGUUCUGGUUAUUAGAGUGGAGCAACAUACUACAUGUCAGUGGCUGCUGUUCUGGUUUUUAGAGUGGAGCUAUACACUACAUGUCAGUGGCUGCUGUCCUGGUUAUUAGAGUGGAGCUACAUACUACAUGUCAGUGGCUGCUGUUCUGGGUAUUAGAGUAAAGCUACACACUACAUGUACAUGUCAGUGGCUGCUGUUCUGGUUAUUAGAGUAAAGCUACACACUACAUGUCAGUGGCUGCUGUUCUGGCUAUUAGAGCGGAGCUACACACAACAUGUACAUGUCAGUGGCUGCUGUUCUGGUUAUUAGAGCAGAGUUACACACUACAUGUACAUGUCAGUGGCUGCUGUUCUGGUUAUUAGA